This is a messenger RNA of Centropristis striata (black sea bass), 1668 nucleotides long. RefSeq names its product RCC1 domain-containing protein 1-like. NCBI's taxonomy places the organism in Eukaryota, Metazoa, Chordata, Actinopteri, Perciformes, Serranidae. The transcript is spliced from 8 exons. Bases 126 to 1289 code for a protein of 387 amino acids. The record is from RefSeq and is a predicted model, not a curated record.
UUCACUGUCAUAACAUUCUGCGACAAUCUUGCGCAUGCGCAGUACAUCCCGGUGCCAUAUACACGCGUUUAAACUUUGCGGAUAACUGCGCUGCCCGGCUCAUCAGCGUAAACUGCUAGUUUCCAAUGCGUUGGUUCGGAUUCGGCUUUAAUGCAUUUGGACAGAUUUAUGUCCACGAGAAAUCAAGUAAAGGAGAGUGUAGCGACGCUGCACAGGAAGUCAAAGUGAGUAGACCGACAGAGUUUACUAGUCAGGUGGAGAGAAGUGACUUGAAGAGGGAUUAUCAAAUCAGAGCAAGUUGGAGUCGAACAGCAUCUUUGCAUUUGCAUGGUGACAGCUGUGUGUUUCUCGCAGGCUUUGACUCCAGUGAGUCCUCUGGUGCUCCUGUGAAACAGAGCCGUGGCUGUAAAGAUGCCAUCAUCAGCGAAACAUACUUGACCCUCGCUUUCUCAGACAGACUUGAGUCCUGGGAUCUGCAGAAGCAAGAAAAGACUCCAUCAUGGAUCAUGGAAAUAGAAACGCACUCGGAGAGCUUUGGUCCCCCCGUGAAGCUCCCAUUGGUCCCUGGGGGUUACAUAGCCAUGAAACCACCCCUCUACCGCUCAUUAUCACCACAGCUGAUGGCCAAGAGUCUGGCACUGAGUGCAGAGCAUGCCAUCCUUCUCAGUGCCUCCGGAGCUGUGUACACCUGGGGACUGGGCAGCCAUGGUCAGUUGGGGCACGGCGACCUCACCUCUGAGGAGGCGCCCAGGGUAGUGGAGGCACUCUGGGGGAUGCCCAUGAGCUGUAUAGCUACAGGAGGCUGGCACUCUGUUUGUAUAAGUGAUGGGGGAGACCUUUAUGUGUGGGGCUGGAAUGAAAGUGGCCAGCUUGGACUUCCAUCAGGAGGAUUGAGGAAAGCACUGCAGCAACAAAGUAGCCAACACACAGGAGCACCAUGCCAAGAUGCUAGCACAUCUCCCACAGAUAAGCCACUGGAAGGAGAGAAACAUGAAGACGUAUUCAUAUCGAUCCAGGCGUUCCCAGCUCUAAUGGAUAUAACUCCAUCAUGUGAAAUCAAGACGGUCAGCUGUGGCAGCCGCCACACAGCUGCAGUUACAACCACAGGUGACCUUUACACAUGGGGCUGGGGUGACUACGGCCAACUUGGACACCAGACUUUCAUCAGUUCAGAUGAGCCCCAGUGUGUAGAGUUCUUCAGGGAGCAGCAACUGCAUGUGGUUGAUGUUGUGUGCGGGGCAUGGAACACUUUUGUUGCUGUUGUCAACGAGGAAGUAGCUUGCUCUUAAAAAUACUAUGGAUGUGGACACUGGACUUUGGACAACAUACCAGGAAGUGUAAAUUGUAACAACAAAUACAAGAUUUUCAAUUAAAUACAUUUUGUAAUAAAUUAUUCUCACUUGUCUGUAUUUUUAAAAAAGAAUUGUAGUAAAAAGGUAGUUUUUGAAAAUAAUUUUAAUUUUCUUUAUGGAAAUAAAAAAAUUACAGGUUUUAUAUUUCACAGACAUUGCAUAAAAGAGUUAAGGCAGUAAAAUCCACAGUUAAUUAUAAUUUAAGGCAAAUAUCUAAAAGUGUUCUAUUAAAAAUUAAACACCAUAUGAGAGUUUAAGAUUUGAUGCAGUUCCACAACUUUCUAGAGGUCUUCACAGGACAAUCUUGAAAGAGCUG